GAAAAUGAAACAUUUCUUAUUUUAUUAUGUAUUCUUAUUCUUUUAUAGGUAUUUUUUGUUAAGUUGACAUAAAGUAUGGAGAAAAGAGAGACAGAUCAGAAUCUCUGUUAAAUUAUCCAUAAGUUUCUAAAUCCCAGUUUCAGGACUUUUUUCUUACCGACGUUGUUGUCCUUCUGUCGCGCCGAAGCUCUUGGGUGUAUGGAUACUUUCUACUAGUACUAAUAGUCAUAUAGUACACUUAAGCCUAACGAGUGGCGUUAAUUUAUGUUUGUUAAUAUUUAAUUCGUGUACUUUUAAACCGCAACAUCUUGGGCCUGUAGAGUGACUUUGAAACAGUUAACUUUUAAGCUUAUUCUCCAAAACUAAAAUUUUAAAGCGAUAUGAGUAGUGGUGUGACUAUGAGGAAUUCUAAAGCAAGAAAUUUUCUCUAUGGUCUUGUGAUAUGUGCCAUGUGUUUGACUGUAUACCUUCUUAGCAGAACUCAUUCACAGCUGAAAAUUGUAGAGAAGUCACAAGAUAAAUGUGUUCAGCAGCGAGAUUCAUUAUCAGCACAAUUACAAGUUGUUUAUGAACACAAGAGUCGACUGGAAAAAUCCCUACAGGAAGAGAAAGCAUCCCAUAAAAAUUUUAGACUUGAAGCACAACAGAACAAUAAUGCUAUUCAAAACCAGAUGGCAACAGAAAAGAGAUUAGCACAAGAAAAACUGGAAUUUUUAACCAAUGAAAAGCAGGAACUUGAGGAGAAGUGUGAUGAGUCUGAGAAAAAGCUUAACCUGCUGAUGAAUGUAAUAGACCAGUCAAAGCAGAACUUAUCACAUAUGGAAGAGGCUAAAAUGAAGAUACAGUCAGAUAUGUACAAUCAGCUACAGAUUAUUAGGCAGCAGAAGGAUGAACAGAUUGGUAAACUGGAAGAAAUCAACAGAGAACUUGAAAAAAGUAAAGAAGACUUAACCCAGAGCAACUUGAACCAGGCUUGGAAAUUACAAAAACAGGCGGAAGAAAUUGAUCAUUGGAAGAAAAACUAUAAAGAUUUGGAGAGUCAACUUCAACAUGCAUCUGAACAGUUGCAGGAAAUUCGAGCUCGUAUAAAAGAUGAUGAAAACAAAGAUCAUGAUCAUAAGAACGUUGAUGCUGAUGCUCAUAUUGGUGAUAAUGAUAAAAAAGCUGCAACAAAACUAGUCAAUAGGAUGAAUGAAGAUACUCAAGAUAAAAAGGAUAAAGAAGACAAGGUGAACAUGGAAGGCAAUCAACAGAAUUAUGCUUUUAAAGAAGACUACAAACUUUUUCCAGACAAUCAGCUUGGUGAUGUUGCAGAAAGUCAGAAAUUAUCAUUUGAACCAGACAACAAAGAAAGAAAAAUAGAACCAGUUGAAAACCAGCAAGGAAAUAAACUUAUAAAAUAUCCUUCUCCUAAAGUUUUAGAACAAAAGGGUAUAGCUUACAACUCUGUUGGAGAUGAUAAAGUUGCUGAUAAUAGCAUGAAUGUUGGAAACCAGCCAGAUUAUGGUGUAGGUGAUGUCUUAAAUAAGGAGAAUAAAGCUGGGGAUCAUGUUCAUGACAGAGUCAAACACAGUGAAGGAGGAGCAGCCCCUCCCCCAUUAGAUUUUAUGCCAAGAGCUGAACAGAAAUUAGACAACAAACCCCUGGACUUGCCAAUACACCAUGAGAAUCAAGGACUGGUGGACCAAUCUCUAGGUCUUCUUGGGAACAGUAGAAAUGAAAACAUUCAUUAUGGUAUAGAUCAUUUUCUUCAUCAAGGUGCAGGGAAGUCUGGAAAAAUGAAUUUCUUUUUGCCAAACAAAUAUGCUGAAGACGUUCGGGACUCUAAAGUCAACUCUAAUGGUAAUGUUGCUGUCCUUGAACGACCAAGAGUUGCAGUAUCUGAAGAACAACAUAAUCAAGUAAGAGGUGGGCAAUUUGAGCACAACCCUUUGCAUUAUUUUCCACAGCCUAGACCUGAGGCAGAAAAAUUCAAUCCUCCUUUAGAAAAGUCAGCCAAUGGUCAGCACAAGAAUGGAGCUGAUAGACAGCAGAUGGAAUCACCACAUCUUCCUCCAGUCAAUGACCUCUCUCACCAGUAUAUGUUCCCACUACAUCCUGUGGGUAACAACAGAGCUGGCAAUGAUUACCAGUUCAAUGUUAUCCCUAAACCUCUUCCACUAAAACCCCAGAAUCAAAAUCUUAAUUUUAAUGAAAAAGAUUUGAUUUCCAAUCAUAAACCAGCACCUCAGAUGGCAGGAAAUAAUGCUGAAGAUAAUGAAAAGCUUGACAGUAAUCUUCAGGAAAAAGCAGGCAUGAACAGAGAUCAUCUGUUCCCUCCAGGUGACUUGAGUCACAGAUGGAGAGCAGGUUUUGGUCAGAAUGCUGGUUUGGUUGAAAAACCAUACAACAAUGAUGAAUCACAGAAAGAGAAACUGAAAAUCCCCAAUAUGAAGCAAAAUUCACAAGGAAACAAAGAUGGCGACCAUGACUAUGAUUAUAAUGGAGAGGGAGAUGAUGGUGAUGACCAGGAUCUAGAUGGUGGAAAUGAAGAUGAUCAGUUGAUAGCUGAUAAUCAAAAUGAACUUGGGCAUGGAAAAGUUUUCCAAGAUGCUGAUUUUGAUGACCAGUUACAAAAUAAUGAAGAUGAUGAAGCUAACCAGGUUCCUGCUGGACAUGAUAAAAACCAAGAGGUAGGGGUGAUGGUAGUUCCAAGGUAAAAAUACUGCAAUUCGUAAUCAGUUUGAGGAAAGAAAAAUUGAGAGACCAAAAUAAAACAGUUAAUAAUGGCACAGAAUUAUUCAAAUGAUGGAGAAAGUGCACAAGCAUAAUUAUGAGGAAACAGUAUAAACACAUUCUCCUCUUCCUGUUGCACCAAUGUAACUUGAUCAGGUUUUUCAACCCAAGGACACAAUAUGAGAAGCACAAGCUAACAGACAUAUUCUGUGUAUAUGGCUAAUUUUUAGAUAAAACUUGGGGAUGCAAGGAGCACAUUUUAUUUGAAAUCAUUUUUGUGACUUAUGAGUCUAUUGGUGCCAGUUUGUUAAAAGAAUCCACCAAGAAAGAUUAAGGGCAAGUAUUUGUCAAAUUGUGGGAAUACUUUUAAGGGUAAAUCACUUUAUGUUCAGUAUCUGUUGCAUAUCUUGAAUUUCUUAUCCUUCAAAGUAAUAUUAUUGUUUGUGUAAUAGUUUAAAUUAUCUGACAGAUAAAUAUUUCUUCCAAAUCUUAUGAUAUAUAAAUUCUUUUUAUACAAGUUUCAUAAUAUAAAUUUAAUUUACAUUCUAUAACAAAUACAUAGUGGCAUUGAAUGUUUAAUUGCAGUGGCCUAAUAGAAAUUAAUUUAUGUAGAUAAUAGAUUGACAUGAAAAGUGUUUUGAUUUGUAUAUAAUGUUUGGUUAAAAAAAAUUUAUGCUUGUAUGUUAUAUUAAUCAUAGUUGUACAACAAUUGUUUUUAUUACCAAAAAAAAGGCCUAGACAUAAGGGUGUCUAAACAUGAAAACAACAUUAAUAUGAUAAAGACUUAUAGCAUUUAUACAUAAAUUUACAAAAGUAAAAGGAUAAAACAUCAUUCAUUCUUGUAUACUAUUGUUAUAAUUAUUCACUGAAAUUGUCUUAUGUUUAAAACCUAACCUAUAUGAAAUGUUUGAAAGCUGAAACAUUCUAGUUCUUUGAUGUAGUUAUUAUUUUAAAAACAAGGAGUAAUAUUAAUGCAGGAGUUAAUAUAAAUACUUUCAAGGAAAUGAAAGAUAUGCCUUUGCAUGAUUUUGAUUCUUAAAACAACAUAUCCUCAGUUAACACCCAAGUACCUUUUUCCCCCCAAACACCAGUAAAGACUUUCAAAUGAUAAAAACUAUUGAUUAAUAAGUGUAAGAUUAUUUAUCUAUUUACCUGAAAGUUUAUUAAAAACCAAAAUAUGUUAAUGCAAAAAUCACAUUGAAAAUAUAUAUAUAUAUAAUGAAAGUAUAUAUAAUUCUGUUGAAUUAAUGUUUACUGGAAAAUACGUGAUAUAUUGUAUCAAUUCAUUUUCUGUGUUGCAAUAAAAACACUAAAUUACCAAUAACUUAUUUUCAUUUGGCUUGUAUCAAAAAUGUUUUUUUUAAUACAGUAUGGUGUACAUUUCAAAUUAACCACCAGCAGACUUGAAAAUGUGAUUAAUUAAUUUGAGCUCUUUUGUAGAAUACAUGAUAUUAUUUUAUUUGAGUUUUAAAGCAAUACAACAUUACCAGUUGUGUUAUAUAUCACAAAUAUACAGUUUUAUAGUGCCAAUGUGCAGUUUUUUUAAGUUCCACCUUUUGAGAGUUAUAGAUGAUUGAUAACCAGCAUCAUAAUAGUUUAAAAAAACUACAUUUAAGUGCUAUUUAUCUGCUUUAACCAUUAUGUUCUUUCAUGAUUUCAUAAAAUAUUUUUUACUGUGACAGAAUAAUGAUUUUUUUUACAAAGCUUUCAUCAGAGUACUUUUAAGUUUUUCUUCUGUAUUUUUACAUAAAAGUAACAUAUAAGCUGUAUUGCCUGAAAAGCUAAUUUUUAUGUAAUUUUGGGGAAAAACAUGUAUUACUGAUAAUUAUAUUUAUUUUAACCAUGAACAUGGAUUGUUUGCUAUUCUUGUCUUCUCCAUUAAUUUCCCUUUCUAACAAUGUAAUGUUCCAUGAACUUUCCCAGUGUAAGGUAAAUUGUUGAGAAAUUUUGGGACACGUUUAACAAUAUGAUUUAAAGUUAUUACCAAGAAAAUAAGAAGUUA
Limulus polyphemus (Atlantic horseshoe crab) is the source of this 4717-nucleotide messenger RNA. Its product is annotated as Golgi integral membrane protein 4-like. Gene Ontology annotation, cellular component: Golgi apparatus; Golgi membrane. Lineage: Eukaryota; Metazoa; Arthropoda; Merostomata; Xiphosura; Limulidae. The transcript has 13 exons. The coding region runs from base 381 to 2699 and encodes 772 amino acids. The record is from RefSeq and is a predicted model, not a curated record.